AUGAGUGCAAGUGAUACAACAAAGUACAAUCAAAUGUAUAAAAAUAUUAAACGGCCGUAUGCCAACGUGGAUUUUUCAAAGAUUCCAUCAUGGGAUAUUGUAAUGAGAAUAAUGGAGCAACAGGCAAAUGAAGCUAAGAAACAAAAAAUUUUAAUGCCGCAAUCGAUAGCAAAUUACGAAUAUCAACAAACACUUCCACCUUACAACAAUUAUGUAUCAAAUAGAAAUACGAGCACGGAAGAGAUUGAUAGCAGCAGUUGUUGUAGCGAUGAAUCAAUGUCACCAGCUACAUCAUCCAACAAUUCAGAUGAAUCACAAAGCGAAAGUGACAUUGAAAUUGAUGUUGACAGUAUAGAAGAGGAAAAUGACGAUUAUUAUGUGUCUCCAAUGGACUCUCAUAUACCAAUCACCGUUUUACAACUUGAAUCGAAACUCAUGGAGAAAGAAAAGAAUCAAAGUUGA
This is a messenger RNA of Clunio marinus, 462 nucleotides long. The record is from the annotation of a GenBank genome assembly. NCBI's taxonomy places the organism in Eukaryota, Metazoa, Arthropoda, Insecta, Diptera, Chironomidae.